Molecule: messenger RNA, 2339 nt
Organism: Synchiropus splendidus (mandarinfish)
Lineage: Eukaryota; Metazoa; Chordata; Actinopteri; Syngnathiformes; Callionymidae
Product: sodium-dependent neutral amino acid transporter B(0)AT1-like
Exons: 12
Coding region: 1-1890 (629 amino acids)
Biological process (GO): sodium ion transmembrane transport
Cellular component (GO): membrane
Source: RefSeq, a predicted model, not a curated record
AUGAAAAUUAAACUGAAGUUUCCGAACCCAGGAUUGGAGAACCGCAUCGCCACUCAUGGAGAGCUGGAAAAGAUGGAGGUUGAAGAAGCAGGCGAUCGGCCCAAGUGGGACAACAAAGCCCAAUACCUGCUCACCUGUGUGGGCUUCUGCGUCGGGCUUGGGAAUGUGUGGAGGUUUCCUUACUUGUGUCAGAGUCAUGGAGGAGGAGCCUUCAUGAUCCCAUUCCUCAUUCUACUGGUCCUGGAGGGCAUCCCUCUGCUUCACCUGGAGUUUGCCAUCGGCCAACGCUUGAGGAAAGGAAGCGUGGGCGUCUGGAGGUCGAUCAACCCCUAUCUGACUGGAGUUGGUAUCGCCUCCCUGCUCACCUCUUUCUUGGUGGGGGUCUACUACAACACCAUCAUGGCUUGGAUCAUGUGGUACCUCUUCAACUCCUUCCAGGAUCCUCUCCCAUGGAGUCAGUGUCCUCUGGACCAAAACAAAACAGGUCUGGUGGAAGAGUGUGCGCGGAGCACCACGGUCGACUACUUCUGGUACAGAGAAACUCUCAACACAUCGACAAGGAUAGAUGAGUCGGGAGGUCUGCAGUGGUGGAUCGUGCUCUGCCUGGUGGCAGCCUGGACCCUUCUGUAUGUUUGCUGCAUCCGUGGAAUCGAGACUUCAGGGAAGGCCGUCUACAUCACAUCCACCCUGCCCUACUUGGUGCUGACGAUCUUUCUCAUCAGAGGACUCACUCUCAAAGGCUCGGUGGAUGGAAUCAAGUUCCUCUUCACCCCAGAUGUAAAUGAGCUGAUGAAUCCAUCGACCUGGCUGGACGCCGGCGCCCAGGUCUUCUACUCUUUCUCACUGGCUUUCGGAGGCCUCAUUUCUUUCUCCAGCUACAACUCUGUUCACAACAACUGUGAGCAAGACGCUGUUCUCAUCUCCAUCAUUAACGGCUGCACCUCCGUGUACUCCGCCACUGUCAUCUAUUCCAUCAUUGGCUUCAGAGCCACUCAGAAGUUUGAUGAGUGCAACGGAGACAACAUCAUGAAGCUGAUGAACGCUCUGAAUUUAGCAGAGGGAUCCGUCACUGACAGCAACUACACAGACGUUCUGCUCCACUACAACCAGACCAACCCGGACAUCAUUGCUGGUCUUGAUAUUGUGAAGUGCGACCUGCAGAAAUUGCUCACUGAGGGAGUUGAGGGCACAGGUUUGGCUUUCAUCGUGUUCACCGAGGCCAUCAUCAACAUGCCAAUUUCCCCCCUCUGGGCUGUGCUCUUCUUCAUCAUGCUGUUCUGUCUGGGCCUGUCAACCAUGUUUGGAAGCAUUGAAGGAGUGGUCGUUCCUCUGGUGGACUUAGGAGUGCUGCCCAAGAGAUGGCCCAAAGAGGCCGUCUGUGGUCUAACGUGUCUCGUCUCGUUUCUGUUGGGGCUUUUAUUUGCUCUGAGAUCUGGAAACUACUGGCUGGCUCUUUUCGACACCUUUGCCGGUUCAAUUCCUCUCCUGGUCAUCGGACUUUGUGAAAUGAUAGCGGUUAUCUACAUCUACGGAAUAGAUCGGUUUAACAGGGACAUCGAGUUUAUGAUCGGACACAAGCCCAAUAUUUUCUGGCAGGCGACCUGGAGGGUAAUCAGCCCCCUCAUCAUGGUGGUCAUCCUUGUCUUCUACUUGGUAACCCAGGUGACGAAAGAGCUCACCUACUUGGUCUGGGAUGAGGAUUCGGCCUCCUUUCCAGUGCUGGCACCUACGCCAUACCCGUCAUUUGUGUACGCCAUCAUCUUUAUUCUCGCCGGAAUUCCUAGUCUAGCCGUUCCAGGAUUUGCCAUUUAUAAGUUUAUCCAGAGGAGACUCUGCAAGAGCAGGGGCAACAGUGGUGACACUGUCAAGAGCAUAUCUGGGAAAUUGUAGCUACAAUAAUCCUGCAACAUUUAUUUCUCUGGAAACCAGUGUAUUAUAAUGCAUGUAUUUGCAAUUGUAUACAAAUAAAGUAGCAGCUCAGGGGGGGAGCUGAGGAUCAUCCUACCCCUGUUCUCGAGUAGAAAGGCAGAGUGGCUUCAGGAUCUUCUACAUGCUUGAUGAUAGAUAAACAUAACAUAGAGCGGGCUGAUCUUAAUAAACCAGAUAUUUUAAUAACCCGCUGUUUUACAAGUGUUGUUACCAAAUUCCCGCCCUGCUAUCAUAAUAACCCUGCUGCUCUAUAAAUCAGCUCAACAGUGAUGAUCAUUCUAUGUUAAAGAAAAAACCAUGUCCAACUUCUGAAAUGAACGUUGGUAGCCGCUGAACCAAUAAAUCUCCGUGCUGGAAGUAGUUCACACACAGCAUUAAUGUGUGUUCAUAAUCUUUGUACGUUAUCUGAU